UCUUAUAUUAUUUUCAUUUUUUUCAAAAUGUUGUUUUUAUCUUCGAAUUGUUUCUUUUUAAUUAUAGGUAUUUGGCGCAUGCAAUGGAUCAUUUCACGCUUUCUCGCUUGUUCAGGGUUGGUCGCUCUACUGCUCAACGCAUUACACAGGAGGUGACCAAAAUAAUCUGGUCUGAAUUGGCCAGUGAAUUUCUUCCGGUACCAGAUGAAAACACGUGGAAGGCGAACGCAUCAGAAUUUUACCGUCAGUGGCAGUUCCCGAACUGUUGUGGAGCUCUGGAUGGUAAACAUGUGGUGAUCCAGUGCCCUCCUCAGGCAGGUUCGCUAUAUUAUAAUUACAAGAAGCAGCAUUCCAUUGUGUUGCUUGCAGUGUGUGAUGCAAACUACAAUUUCGUUGCCGUGGACAUAGGAGCUUAUGGUGGCAAUUCAGACGGAAGCGUAUUUUCGACAAGCGAAUUCGGCCGCCGAUUGCGUAAUGAAAACCUGAAUCUACCACCGCCAACAUGUCUACCGAAUUCUGAUCAAGUCUCUCCACAUUUCAUCGUUGGCGACGCAGCUUUUCCUUUACUGCCCAGUCUCAUGCGACCGUAUCCUGGGCGUAAUUUGCCAACUAUCAAGGAUUACUUCAACCAGCGGUUAUCAAGAGCAAGGCGCACAAUUGAAAAUGCUUUUGGCAUAAUGGUGGCUCGAUGGAGAAUUUUGAAGGCUCCACUAAUAAUGACUCCUCAAGCUGCAGAAAACAUAACCAAAGCUAUUGUUGUGCUACACAACUUUUCAAAUAAGCGUGCUAGACGCGAAUACGCACCACCUGGAUUUCCGGACUACCUCGAUAAUAACGGACAAUUUGUGGAUGGAGAGUGGCGAAGAAUUGCAGACCCUUUACCAAGUGUGGCAGCGGCUGACAUCAGUAGAAAUCAUAACGCUCCAAGAAAUGCAUAUCAAGUCCGUGAUAACCUGGCUCAAUACGUAACUGAAAAUCCUCUUCCGUUUGCAGUAUCACAGUGAAAAAAUGUAAUUAGUAUAGUCAUGUGUUCUUUUAAUUAAUUCAAGAAAAAAACGAAUCCAAUUCUAAAACCUAUUUUCACACGUAAAAAAUAUAAAAAAAGAUCAGAUAGUUGCAAUAUGACUAUGUAUAUGUGAAUGUCAAAUUUGUUAAUGUAUCCCAAAUGUUGAAUAAAAAUGUUGGCUAGAUAAAAUCUCCUUUUUUGUAAUUUGAAACUGAUUAAAAAGGGUUGAACUGCUGUAAGCAUUUAGGAUAUGGACUUCCAAACGAUUUGAUGCUUUAGUACAGAUAGGUAAGAUACUAUAAUAAACCUACAUGUGUUUUGCUUGCUUGUUAACGUUUCAACCCUAAUGUGACAGGCAGGGUACCCGGGCACCUUUUUCGAUUACAAAUUUCGA
Aedes albopictus (Asian tiger mosquito) is the source of this 1400-nucleotide messenger RNA. RefSeq lists its product as uncharacterized. The record is from RefSeq and is a predicted model, not a curated record. Lineage: Eukaryota; Metazoa; Arthropoda; Insecta; Diptera; Culicidae. The coding region runs from base 84 to 1004 and encodes 306 amino acids. The transcript has a single exon.